AUGUCCAACAGCAAAGUGUACCUCGUCACCGGCGCCAACGGCUUCAUCGCCUCGUCGCUGGUCAAGCGACUGGUAGAGUCUGGAGCGACGGUGCACGCCACCGUCCGACGCUCAUCUUCGGGUGACGACGUCAAGAAGUCCAUCUCCUCCACUGCAACAGGCAAACUUCACAUCUUCCUCACUCCCGACAUUACCACCCCGGGCGCAUUCCGUGACGCCCUCAAGGGGGUGACACACGUCUUCCACACGGCCUCCCCCCUACCCGGUGGAGAAGGCAAGACGGAUGCCAAACGGGACUUUCUCGAUCCUGCGCGAGCGGGGACGCUCACCCUACUUCAGGACGCAGCGGACGCAGAAAGUGUCAAGAAGGUCGUGUAUACAUCGAGUGCCGCAAGCGUCUUCGAUCCGUCCAAGUUGACCACGGGCAACAUGCACGAUGAAAAGGAUUGGAACCCUAUCACGUACGAAUACGCUCUCAAGGCCGGGGAGGGGUUGAAGAGCGAUAAGAAGGACGAGGUGUUGCAGGCGUCCUUUGCGGUUUAUACUGCGUCGAAGCGGGUUGCCGAAGAGGCCGCGUGGGACUUUGUCAAGGACAACAAGCCUGGGUUUGCACUGGCUGCUGUCAAUCCGGUGCUUGUUAUCGGCCCACCUACGUUGGGCGAGGGGCUGAGCGGAAGCAACGGCAUCUUUUGGGAAAAGCUCGUCACCCGCCCGGUCAGGGGCGAGGACGCAACCAGUGCCUAUGUGGAUGUGGACGAUACCGUCGAGGGUCACAUCCAGGCCAUGGAGCGCGCCCAAGCCGACGGCAAACGCUUCCUCCUCACCGCAGGCCAACCGCUCCACCACGAGGUGAUCAACUGGGCCAAAGCCAAACAGCCCAGUGUGGACUUCGACAAGGUCGAGGUACCAGCAGAUGCACAGGAGCAGGAGGAGAGGCAGACCAAGUUCGACAACGCUCUGUCGAGAGAUGUGCUCGGGUUGAAGUAUCGGAGUGUUAGGGAGAGCGUCGAGAGGUUGGUCGAUUGGGCGGUGCAGAGCGGCGCUGCGAAGGCUUAG
Messenger RNA from Kalmanozyma brasiliensis GHG001, 1056 nucleotides. Its product is annotated as NAD-dependent epimerase/dehydratase. The record is from RefSeq and is a predicted model, not a curated record. The transcript has a single exon. Gene Ontology annotation, molecular function: oxidoreductase activity, acting on the CH-OH group of donors, NAD or NADP as acceptor. Bases 1 to 1056 code for a protein of 351 amino acids. Lineage: Eukaryota; Fungi; Basidiomycota; Ustilaginomycetes; Ustilaginales.